Dictyostelium purpureum is the source of this 2329-nucleotide messenger RNA. RefSeq lists its product as uncharacterized. Lineage: Eukaryota; Evosea; Eumycetozoa; Dictyosteliales; Dictyosteliaceae. The transcript is spliced from 3 exons. The coding region runs from base 1 to 2319 and encodes 772 amino acids. Gene Ontology annotation, biological process: protein deubiquitination. The record is from RefSeq and is a predicted model, not a curated record. Gene Ontology annotation, molecular function: cysteine-type deubiquitinase activity.
AUGCCCCACCUUCCUUUAGAAGCAUCACAGCAAUAUCAACAACAGCAUUAUUUUUCAACACAGCAACAACCAAUUCCACAACAACCAAUUCCACAACAACCAAUUCCACAGCCAUUCAUCCAACUAAUUCAUCAGCAACCCCAACUACAACAAAUUCAUCCACAACCAACACAACCAUUUUUGCAGCAAUUAUCCAACCAACAAUUUUACCAACAUCCUCCAUAUCAACACCCAUACACCCCACAACCUCAAAAUUAUUUACAUUAUAGCCCACAAGUACAACCUCAUAAUAUUUAUCCACAAAAUAACCAACAGCAAUUUAAUAUUCAACAACAGCAACAACAGCAACAACAACAACAACAACAACAACAACAACAACAACAACAACAACAACAACAACAACAACAACAACAACAACAGCAACAACCACCACUACAACAACAACAAAACAUGCAAAAACUUGAAACCACACAAACUAAUAAAGAUAACCAAGAUAAUUUAAAAAAAUUAGAAGAAUUUUAUCAAAACUGUUUUAUCGAAAUUAAAGAAAAACAUAGUUUAUUUGUGGAGCAAAAUAUUGGAGGGAACAAUUCAAAGUUUGAUAGCGCACCUUUACCAACACAAAAAGAAUGCAAUUCAUUCCUUUUGAGAAUUCAAAGUGGUAGAAAUGUACACAACUCAUCAUUACCAUUUACACUACCAUUUGAAGUAUCAACACCUCCAACACCAUUAACAAAGAUUGAUAUUCUUCAAUAUUAUUUCAGUGGUUUAGCAACUAUACUUGUUUUAAUGAAAUUAUCAAAUGAUCAAAAUCUUCCAAAGAUAUUAGAUAUUAAUUUUAAAUUAAUUUUGGUUAAAACUAGAUUUAUGAUUGAAAAGUUAGCAAAAUCAUUUCAAGCACAAUCAGAACAACAACAACAGCAAAAUAUAUUGGCCCAAUCAAUCAGUGGUUCCUCCUUGGUUCCAUCAAGAAGAAAUAAUAAUCCAAUCAUCAAAUAUUUUAACGAACAAUUCGAAAUGGCCAAACAACUAAAUGAAUAUUAUGAAACCUCUCAAAUUACUUCAGACUCAUUGGUAUUCUUUACUCAAACUCUUUUUUCAGCAUUAACCAACAAAGAUUAUUUCGGCUAUAUCGACAAGAUUGAUUGGAGUAUCAAAAAUCUAAUAUUUCAACACAUAUUCGCCAAUCUAACCUAUAUUGUACAAAGAGAAACAGAUUCGAAAUAUAAAUACUAUUUUGCUUGCUUUUGUUUUAGCUAUUUCAAACAAAUGCAAGAUAUUUAUCAAGUAUCCUCAAAUAGAUUUGUUAGCUACAAAUCGCAAAAGCCACCUUCAUAUGAUGAAAAGUAUCAUGAACAUUUAACAUUUUAUUUAAAAACCUCAAAUAACUAUUUUGUCGAAGCUUCAAAAAAUCCAAUUUCAGAUUCAAUUUAUUAUUUUCUUUAUUGUAAAACCUGUAGCUUAUUAGAUCAAGAAGAAAAAGCACAUAUUUGGAUUCAAUAUUUUAUCAAUGAAUCAAAUGAUAGAGUUGCUGCUGCAUCACAAAUUCAAUUAGAUCAAGAUAUUGAGCACUAUAGAAAUAAAUCAUGGUAUAUUCAAAUAAUGAAAUCAAUCGAAGAUGAAAAGAAAAAGAGAAUCGAAGAAUAUGAUCAAUUUAAAAAACAACAAGUUGUCAAUAAUAGCAACAAUAAUAAUUCAUCUCCACAUAUUAUUGGCGGUCAAGAUCAAGAUCAAUACCAUGAAAUUAAAAAUAAUUUAUUAUUAGAAGGUUUGGUUCAAAAGAAUAUGAAUCAUGAUUCAUCUUUGAUCAGCUCCAAUGUAUUAUUAAAUCUUCAUCCCCCUCUUCAAUCCAAAGAGGUCGAAAUCGCUCAAAAACGUUUAAAUGAACGUUUAGAACUCUACCAAUUAAAGAACAGCAAGGAAAUCCCGGGUGAUGGUAAUUGCCAAAUGCAUGCAUUAUCCGACCAAAUCUAUGGUGAUUUGAACCAUAGUUCAGAAAUUAGAAAAACAAUCGUUGAUUGGUUAAGAAAGAACAAAGACUUCUCCCUACCAAAUGGUGCAACCAUAUGCCAAUUUGUCCAUACUAAUAAUUGGGAAGAUUAUUGUAACGAUAUGUCGAAAAAUGGAAAUUGGGGUGAUCAUUUAACUUUGCUCGCUGCUGCAGAAAUCUUUAAAUCUAAAAUUUCAAUUAUCUCAUCAAUUGAAUCUCAAAGUAGUUUUUUUAUUGAAAUUAUUCCAACUUCAAUUAGUAACGAUAAAGUAUUUUUAUUAUCACAUUACGCAGAAUUCCAUUAUGGUUCUUUGUGUGCAUUAAGAUAAAUCAUUCACC